AUGUUAUCUCGCUGGCUGGCUGUGGCGCUGGACGGACUUCUCGGCGUGCGUGUGGUGGACGCGGACGGCCGGCGCGUGGCGGCGCUGGUCGACGUGCUGCGCACCGCCACGGCGCCCACCUCGCUCAGCCUCGGCCCGGCCGGCCGGCUGCUCGCCACCACGCACGUGGACGACGCCGGCGUGUACCUCUGGGCCAACCGCACGCUGUUCGACUGGUCGCGCUGGGCGCACCUGCUCAGCGUGGACGCCAUCAGGAAACGGAACAAGCCGAAGGAGCCGCCCAAGGUGCCGAAGUCAGCGCCGUUCUUCCUGCCGACCGUGGCCGGCCUGGCGCCGAAGUUCGAUCUCUCCGCCGAGCCCACAGAUGGCGCGGACGAUUCGGCCCGGAUCCUGCACCUGGGCGCCUUGGCACCGAUCACCGAGCUGGGACGUCUGCUGCUGAAGGCUGAAACGGGCGAACCCGAACAUUACGACGCCGUCAUGGACCUGCUGAAGGGCAUGAGCCCGUGGCAGCUGGACUCGGAGCUGCGGCAGCUGGCGCCGGCGCCGGGCGGCUCUACCAAGCUGCUCCGGCUGUUCCUGGUCACAGUGCAGCGUCAGCUGGACACAGCGAGGGACUUCGAGCUGGCGCAGGCAUACCUCGGCCUCUUCCUCAAGCUGCACGGGCCGGCGAUCAGCGAGUGCGCCGAGCUGCGCGUCCUGCUGCAGGCGGUGGGCGAGAGCCAGGCGGAGUCGUGGCAGCGGCUGCAGGGCAGCAUCAGCGCCACCCUCUGCCUCGUCAGCUUCCUGCGCUCCUCCACGCUCGGCUAA
Molecule: messenger RNA, 810 nt
Organism: Pollicipes pollicipes
Lineage: Eukaryota; Metazoa; Arthropoda; Thecostraca; Pollicipedomorpha; Pollicipedidae
Product: WD repeat-containing protein 36
Exons: 7
Coding region: 1-810 (269 amino acids)
Biological process (GO): rRNA processing
Cellular component (GO): Pwp2p-containing subcomplex of 90S preribosome; small-subunit processome
Molecular function (GO): protein binding
Source: RefSeq, a predicted model, not a curated record